CAAAAGCCAAAGCGUUUGGUUCGUCUACUUUAGCAGUUUGCGCGGUUCACUUUGUAUAACGCGGUCUCGUUUACGUUGCAUUAAAAUCGCGAGUGUUCAACCGGUGUGUCGCAGUGAGUAACAAACGGGGAAACAACGAAAAGCUUCGAAACGAAUGAAAAGGUGAUAAAGAGUAAUGACAAAAUUUUGUUGCAAAAUUUUUAAGUUUGGUUAUUUUAUAUGGUUUUCAUUUGUUGCGUUCACUGAAUUUCAAAGUGAUGAGAAAAAGUUGAUGAAGAAAUAUCUAUCUACUAUCAUUGCUAAACUUAAGCAAAAUCUAUUUAAAUUCAUUAUGUUUUAAAAUUUAUUGCGAAUAAAAAGUGAAUUUAAAUUUUAAUGAGAUUUCUUUUGACGUGAACAAGAAUUUUGGUGUCCGAAAAUUUGCAGACGACUUUCACGUUCGUUUUGCAGCAAACAUACAUACGUACAUAUAAAUAUGUAUAUAUAUGAAUAAAUUGUUGAUUUAUGCGCAUAUGUUUGUAUGUACAUCGGUCAAGGUAGUGUGCACGUACUCGGCAGUUGGGCGCUUGCUGUCUGUAAGCCCAAAUGUUUGCCCAUGCAACAACAUUUUCAACAAAAGCAGAUCAGCUACAAUUUGUAUUAAAAUUUUUCCUGUUUUCCCAUAAACACACAUAACGGUAUAUUUCAACAUGAAACUGCCACCAUCGCUGUGGUGACUCUGUUGACAUUUGUGGUUGGAAAAAGUGGAUAACUCUUGAAACAGCUUAACAUCAAAAUCUUGUACUAGAUACUAAAUAAGAUUGGAAGAAAUUAAUAAACUUGUUAUUAGUCGGUUCGCGAUUUGUUGGUGGCCUUAAGCGCGUUUUGAUAUGGACGCCGCCGUCGUGGCUGCCAAAGUCAUGCCACCAGCGGCGUGUGCACCAAAUUUAUGAAUGAAAUGUGUGCGCGCGCAUGCAAGCAGGUGGGUGCUGUUGCUGCCAGUGAAAGCAAUGCGAACAGUUGUGUAGGCAUAAUGUGUAAAAUAUAACUUUAUAAACUUUUGUCAAUAUACAGCUCGCGGUGUUGAUAAGCAGCGCGCCAAGAGCGCCAUCAGCAACACAAUACGAUUGCGUUUGUGUGUGUGCCUGCAUAAGUGAGCACUCCGAUGAGCAUUUGAGUAACUAGACACCACUUAUUUCAGCGUCGGCGGCGCAUACAGAUCGCCUGAGCUUUGUGAAAGUCGGAUCUCACCACUUUUGCUUAACCAACACAGCGCUUUGCUUGGCUAAAAGUAACUCCGUAAGCCGAAUUUGUUGCAAUCCCAGCUCAUUCGAUGUUUUGUUUGCAAAGUGUCAACGUAAAUUAUUGAAAAUCGGUCGAAAUUUUUAAUGUGCUAUUGUUAUACAAAUCGGCGAAAUGAAAUAAUGUGCACAUUUUAAUAAGUGAAGUGUAUAUAUUUUUGAAAAUGUAAAAAAGUUAAAAAAUUAUUGCAGUUUUUUGUCAUAUAUUUUCGAACGGAAAAUAUUUAGUGCAAUAAUUCACAAGUGUCAGUGGAGCAGUGUAAUAUGAAGCGGAGGAAUUUGCUGCUGAAGCUGUGCGCAUUGCUGACAACGCUGUCAUGGCAACUGACAGCUUGUUCAGUAGUACAUGAAGACCAUUCAUCUGCCCAAGAUGAUCUCGAUGAUGCGUUAGCAGACACUUUCUCCAAUGGAAUAGCGAAUAGCACUGAUUUGGUGCGUGCCGUACGGGCAUCUAUAAGGCAACAUGAACUCCUGCAGCAACGUAAUAAACAUCGCAGAUCGAAGCGAGCAAUUAAACGCGUUUGUUAUGGCGAACUCGGCUGUUUUGAGGACUCCGGUCCCUUUGCUUAUUUGGAAAUGCUGCCAUCGCCACCUGCAGAUAUCAACACUAAAUUCUACUUUUACUCUACAAAAAAUCGUUCCGAACGUCCCCUCAUGGAGUUGCCGUUUCUGAAUAUGACUGAUACUUUUGCCAAAGUCGCACGAUCUUCGCAUUCUAUACGACGCAGAGCCGGUUCUGUAAGUGAUACAGACGCAGACAGCUCCACCACAACAACAACGACGACAACCACCACUACGACACAGCGUAGCGUCUUCAAAAGCACUCCACUGACCCUCGAUGAACUGCAUGGUUUCGAUGAACUGUCGGUUCGUGUGAUCGUACAUGGUUUCGGUUCGGCUUGUCCGCAUGUGUGGAUCUACGAAAUGAAAACGGCAUUGAUGGCGGUGGAAGAUUGCAUUGUUAUUUGCGUGGACUGGGAGAGCGGCGCUACUUUCCCGAAUUACGUGCGUGCUGCUGCCAAUACACGAUUGGUGGGCAAACAACUGGCUAUGCUUUUGCGGAAUCUGAAAGAAUACAAAGGCCUCAACUUAACGCGCACGCAUAUAAUCGGUUUCAGUUUGGGUGCACAUGUUUCUGGUUUCGCUGGCGCUGAACUGCCGGGCUUGGCUCGCAUUACGGGUUUAGAUCCAGCCGGUCCACUGUUCGAGGCACAACAUCCCAAAGUGCGUUUGGAUAAUUCGGAUGCGGACUUUGUGGACGUUAUACACUCGAACGGUGAGAACUUAAUACUAGGUGGACUGGGCUCGUGGCAGCCCAUGGGACAUGUGGAUUUUUACCCAAAUGGGGGACGUGUGCAAACUGGCUGCUCAAAUUUGUUUGUGGGCGCCGUAACGGAUUUCAUUUGGUCUGCACAAACUGCCGAUGAGGAGGAGGGUCGUUCACUCUGCAAUCAUCGACGAGCUUACAAGUUCUUCAUUGACUCAGUCGCUCCGCGAUGUAUGUUUCCAGCUUAUCCGUGUAAUAGCUAUGACGACUUUAUUAAAGGCGAUUGCUUCCCGUGCGCUCAAAAUGACGAUGACGUUGCUGAAGGUGUACCAAGAUGUGGCAACAUGGGCUAUUAUGCUGAUAGAUCCACUGGCCGUGGACAACUGUAUCUACUAACAAGAGAAGAGGAGCCAUUUUGCGCGCAUCAAUUCAAGCUGGAAAUAUUCAAUUCCUUUAAUGAUCUGCCUUUACGUACUAUCGGACGCUUGGAGGCUACACUCGAAGGGGAGGGUGGACUGAACGAAACCUUCAAAAUAUCGGAAAAAGACGACUCUGAAUUCUUCGCUGGAGAUAUUGUUUCAAAAAUAAUUGUUCCACAUCCCGCCUUGGGCUUUCCUACCACACUUAGUUUACAUUAUAAAUCAUAUAGCGGUUGGCUCUCCAAGGGACUACCGCAUUGGGAUAUCGAUAAGGUUGUUUUAACCGACAGCUUUGGUCGCAGUCAUUCCCUCUGCAAACCAUCGACCAAACUCUCAUCGGGUACACCUGUGCGUCUAAAGCUGCUCACCGGUAAUUGUGAAUUGGAGAACCAAGAAGAAUAUGGUACUUAUAAUGUGCCGACCACUUCGGUGCCGGACUCUAAUGGACAAGAGAGCAUAGACAAUUUGGAAACCGAUAGUAUAGAUGCCGCCAAGCAAAGCAAGGACUAUUUCAAUCUCGGUACUAGUUUCCGACUAGACAAAAAUAAUACAUAUCCUGAAAACGAUAUGCCCUGGCAACCCAUAUUCGAAGGUACUAAUUCGCUGGACAAAGAAGUUGGUGAAUCAAGUCGCAGUUUAUCCGUCGAACCAACUGAAAUUUUCGAACCCGUUUUAAACGACCGCCGCCUGGGUCUUACGAAUGCACGUAACCUUCAGGAAUAUGGUGUAACCACGGAAGAGAUAGUUGAACCUGUUUUAAAGGCGACUACACCACGUGUUAAGAAAGCAAAGGAGAUUGUCUUCACAGACUCGCCGCUGGACACAAAGAAACCAGAAAUUAUUAAAAUUACACCAAUCACUACGAUACGUAAUGGACCCGAGCUACCGAAGCAGAACUCACAGGAGGAAGUCAUUACUGUGCAAUUGCUGCCCUUCCGUCUCGGCGAUUUACUACAACGUGCCGAGCGUUACGCACGUGAGACUCUCUUACCGUUGAUCUCUGUGCAAGCGCCGAAGUUUUUUGGCUUCAAUGUAGGCGGCUCACCAGCGAGCAGUACUGAACAGCCAACUACCCCUAAGGAUGAACCCCGUAAACCACGCUACAUACCACGUUUUGAGGAGGCGUCCUUUUUGCGUGAGAAACGUGUGGAGAAAAAUCGCCCUGUCCGCAAACCGGCAACAGAUCUAACCGUGGCUGAGUCGCGAACGCAACGUAAUAUUUUCAAGCUUUUAAGACCGGAUAACGUGGUGAAAGCUACUAGUAGUGUUGAACGCUCGGGUCAAAAGCGUGCGCUUAGCUAUUACACCAAUAUGAUGCUCUCCGAAUCGCGGGCAUUACGGCCGGAAGAUCCCAGUUAUGAGCCAGUAUUCAUAGAAUUACCCACCUAUAGACCAGCUGCGAAUCAAAAGUUGGUUGAACGAAAGCUCUGAAACUACAUAACUGUAUUGGUUACCGGAAACAGUGUGGGUUAAACACUAUUCGAAUUGUGCAAAACCGCGUGAUAAGUCAAAUGCUGUAGACGCCCAUCUCAGCACUAUAACUUUCUUUUGACCAAAAAUAAAAAAAUAGAAGAUACGAAUUUCUCAAACUCUUCGUCAUAAAGCUAUGUUGCUUUACUGAAAAUGCAAUUAGCCCUCGGUCUAACCAAAAAGAACAUAAUUAAAUAAAUUGUAUAGAUAAUAAAAAUAAAUAUUAUUGUGAUCGCCAUUUACGUGCAACCCUGUGAGUCGACUCUAAUCGCCUGGUUUUAGAAUUUCAAUACAUAUACGUCCAACUUUAUAAAUUUUUUUAUAUUUAAUAUUUUCUAAACGCAUCGCAUUAGAGAAUAUUUAAAUUGAACUAUGAAAUUUUCUGUAAAUACUUCUAACCCUAUCACUGUUUUCCACUUACUCUAAUUACUUAUGUAUGUAAUUUGUAAUAUAAAUAAAAAAAAUUUGCUUAGUUAAGGAAAAUAUAACUCUUGGCUCCUGAGAGUAUCAUUCGAGUGAUCAUUUGGAGCCAAGGUAAUGCUGUUUGAAAUUUGUUAGAGCAUAGGUUAAAAUUUAAGUUAAGUAAAUAUAUAAAUAUCUUUUAUACGAAUAAAUUAUUUAAUUUUACAAAAGAAA
Messenger RNA from Bactrocera oleae (olive fruit fly), 5072 nucleotides. The record is from RefSeq and is a predicted model, not a curated record. NCBI's taxonomy places the organism in Eukaryota, Metazoa, Arthropoda, Insecta, Diptera, Tephritidae.